Symbiodinium sp. CCMP2456 is the source of this 759-nucleotide messenger RNA. The record is from the annotation of a GenBank genome assembly. NCBI's taxonomy places the organism in Eukaryota, Dinophyceae, Suessiales, Symbiodiniaceae.
AUGGCUUACCAAUUACGUCGUCUUGGCCAAGGCAGCUGGUCGGAAAUCAGCGUCAAGAAAGGAGCGAAGCUUGAGUUUGCCAAGACAGAGGAGUGGGACAUCGGACCUAGUGUUGAAGGGUCAGACGGCACUGCCCCUGGUGUCGCCUCAGCAGUUUUUGAUGACCCCCCUGUGGCCUUCAACUACUUUGCGGUCACCGUCGGCAGAGUCACAACCAAGGACCAGAUGACAGCAGCAGCCCUAGGGUCAGGGCAAGAAGACCAGUACUUGGAAUUGUUCGAUUUCUUGAAGAUGAACACCAAGACACAGGACCUCCGUCAAAGACUCCGAGGUGGCUGCGCUGUCAUAUUGUUUGACAGCGCAGAGGAUGCAGCGUCAGCAGCAUGGUUGUUCAUGAAAGGAUGCAUGCCUAUCGUAAACUUGUUGAAGCUCAAGUUCAACAUGCAAGACACUUUACUCGUCGCAUCAGUGUCAGUGAUCCCCUCGACCAGUUGCCUGGUUCCCUACAGCAUCCUCCACGGCGAACCGUACCGUAUCAACGACAUCUUGAAGAGUGCCCAGGUUACUGGUUUGACAGGUCACUUGACCGUUGCGGGAGAGUCAAACUUCGUCGACCUGCGUCGGCUUCGUGCGGAGUCCGUGCAGUCCAGGCCAUGCAUGAAGCGUCAGUACAUCGAAACACUGAAGAAGGAGAUUGCCAAGGAGACUACAGGUUUGCCCGACGAAAAAGCCUCAGCGUCAGGUGAGGGUCAAGCCUGA